Molecule: messenger RNA, 1767 nt
Organism: Closterium sp. NIES-67
Lineage: Eukaryota; Viridiplantae; Streptophyta; Zygnematophyceae; Desmidiales; Closteriaceae
Source: the annotation of a GenBank genome assembly
UCGAAGGUGGGGUACUCGAACGAAGAGAGUCCCUUCCUGCCUUGUGUCCCUACCUUAUCAUCCCUGCUCUUCACCUUCUUGUUUCGGACAAGCGAGCACUUCUGACUCUCAAGCGUUCGCCUUUUUGCAAUAGUAGAUUUAAGACGCGUCCGUCAUUCCACCUGGAGACGCUACUAAUAAGCAUGGUCAGAGGCAUGGGCCGCAGCGUACGGGGUUCUGAAGUCCGGUCGCGGUCAGAAGCUGAUCCUCUUCGAAAGCACGGAAAUGGAACUGAAGGUGCUAGCGCUGACACCGAACAACGUUUUCAGCGGGUCAGCUGUACAGCAGGAUUGCUUUUGCCGUUCAUUUUCUCCCGCCGGAAAAGUAACCCUAGGACAGGUAGUAUCAAGGGUGAGAGAGUACUUACCGCCGCUGGAGAUUGCUACAGACGCCCGAGGAACGAUGAGUUGGGGUUACUAGGCGGCCAUAGUUCCGGAGGAGAAACUAUAGCUGUUCCGGCGACCAAAGAGAACCCGACGCCGAAGGAAUGUGAAGAGAUGCUCGUCUCUCCUCGGCAAGCGGAAGGCGUUCAACCGACGGCAGCCGCAGCCGAGAGCCGCGGUGCGAAAGCCGCGGCGUCAUGGCAUGCCGCGUUUGCGCGGCGUCGAGCAACUGUGGAGGGCCGCGCUGGCGUCAAUCCUCGCCGACGCAGCGACAGUUUCAAGGGCAGCAGCAUCACCGGGGCAGGCAGUAGCUGCGGCGGGAGUAGUUUCGGGAGCAGCGGGUGGGGCAGCAGCAGCAUGAGUCGCAGCAGCAGCAUGAGUCGCAGCAGCAGCGGCAGCCUGGCUCGGUCCGACAGCACGGGGUUCGGGCCGUCUCGGUUCGUGCUGCGGCAGCGGUACGAGGACAUCGGGCUGCGGUACCUGGUGCACAAGGAGCAGCUGGGAACCGGCGAGUACGGCGCCGUCCGGCCGUGCGUCGAAGCCGACUCUGGGCGCCUGCUCGCGUGCAAGACCAUCCGCAAGCAACAGAUCACGAAGCACGAGGACGCCGAAGCCAUCCGAACGGAAGUGGCGUGUCUGUGGGAGGUGAGGGGCCACCCGGGCAUAAUCACGAUGCACGACGCACUGGAGGACGGCAAGCGCGUGCACCUCGUCAUGGAGCUCUGCGAGGGGGGCGACCUGUUCAGGCGAGUGAACCAGCGUGGGGCGUUGAGUGAGCGCAGCGCCGCCAGGGUGUGCAAAGCGCUGGCGCUGGCGGUGUUGCACUGCCACCGGCAUGGGAUCAUGCACCGCGACAUCAAGCCCAAGAACGUGCUGCUCCUAGACGACUCGGACGAGCCCCACAUCAAACUCAGCGACUUCGGUGUGGCCACUUUCUUUGAGGAUGGAGACUUGUUGACUGAGUUCGCCGGCACAACACAGUACAUAGCGCCUGAGGUGUGGAAGGGGCAAUAUGGGCGUGAAGCUGAUAUCUGGGGACUUGGAGCGCUCCUGUAUUUCUGUAUAGCAGGCGUGUCGCCUUAUCGGGCCCCAACAAAGCAGCAGGUAGCAGAAGCGGUGCUAACACAAGGGGUGGACUUCAGCCUGCCGUGUUGGAGAAGAGUCACUCCGGAAUGUAUAGAUCUGAUUGCUAGCAUGCUCAACAAGGACCCUUACGGCCGGAUCACACUGGUUGAGGUUCUGCAACAUCCAUGGGUUAGGAGGAGACAUGCCAAUGCAUGACCAUAUGAAAUUGAUAAGUGUUCAGUGUAUAGUGCAUCAUUAUUAUUGAGUGUUCCCAGCUUCA